CGACAAUUGCUAGUGCGGUACGCGCCCCUCUUUAUUUAUAGUUCGUUUUAGGGACGAAUUACGAAGUUGAGAGGGGGGAGUUGCAAGGGUAGGGAGGGGUUAGAUGAUUUCCCGUGCCACGAGGGACUGCUGCGACUUCAGUCGCUUAACGGAAGAGCGGGGGUGAAAAGAGUGGAAGGAGUGAGGAGUAAAAGGCCUGGGACCAGGGCGAAGGGCUGACCACUCGACCGAGAUCUGUCAAGGGUGGAUAACAGCAGCCAACUCCCGUGUAAUCCCUUCUGAGCCUGCAGGGAGGUGUACAGUGCGUCACCUGAAGUUCAGACAGGGAGAGGAGGAAAGAGAUUGCCGAUUGUAACUUUGUGAGAGCCUCCGGCCCUGUUCAGAUAUGGAGCCUGAAUGCAGCUUGGAGUAUUUCUCGGAGCAGGUGGCUCAAAGGGAUGUUAGUCGACGGCUGCAAGUGGGCCAGGAGCUGAUCGAUUACUUGGGUGACCCCAGGAGAUCAACGGACGUGGAUCAUGACCAAAAGCGGAUGCUGGACGAUAUCGUCGAUGAGCUAACGGGAUGGGUGAACUCCAGCAACUUCAAGGUUACAUUACUUGCUCUUGAUGUUAUAGCAGCACUUGUGGAUCGCAUUAAAGAUCGCUUUAAGCCCUAUUUUGGAACAGUGGUUCCAGCACUUGUAGAUCGUUUAGGUGAUAACAAAGAUCAAGUCAGAGAGCAAACACAAAAUCUUCUUAUCAGAAUAAUGGAUCAGGCUGUAUCACCCCAGUAUGCUUGGGAACGAUUAACUUCAGGAUUUAAACACAAGAACUUUCGGACACGUGAAGGAGUCUGCCUCUGCCUCAUCACUACACUAAGCACUUAUGGAGCACAGCCAUUAACACUAAGCAAAAUAGUACCACACAUAUGCAACCUACUUGGGGAUCCAAAUAGUCAGGUCAGAGAUACAGCUAUGAGUUCCAUGGUCGAAAUUUAUCGUCAUGUUGGGGAGAAAGUACGUGCUGAUCUCAUCAAGAAGGGAGUUCCACAAGCAAGAUUGCAAACACUGUUUGGGAAGUUUGAUGAAGUGCAGAAAUCUGGGAACAUGGUUUUGUGUUUCAGUCAUGAUAAAAGCUUUGAUGAUGAGGAGUCUGUGGAUGGAAACAGACCAUCAGCCAGUUCUACAUUUAAGGUACCGGCUAAGAAAAUGGCAAGUGCAAGCAUUGGUGGGAAACGAUCAGCCUCUGCACCCGGAUCUAAAUCAGGCCCAUCAAAAGAUGGAGCAUUGGAUGAAGAUGAUUUCACGCGGGCAUUUAAUGAUGUGCCUACUGUACAGAUUUUUUCCAAUAGAGAACUUGAAGAAACACUGAACAAAAUAAGAGAAAUACUGUCUGAUGAUAAGCAUGACUGGGAUCAGCGAGCCAAUGCACUCAAGAAAAUUCGAUCACUCCUGAUUGCUGGAGCUACAGAAUACGAUUGUUUUUUUCAACACUUAAGAUUAUUGGAAGGAGCUUUUAAAUUGUCUGCUAGAGAUCUCCGCUCACAAGUAGUCAGGGAAGCUUGCAUUACUGUGGCCCACCUGUCAACACAUUUAGGCAACAAAUUUGAUCAUAGUGCUGAAGCCAUUGUGCCUACGUUGUUUAACCUCGUCCCAAACUGUGCAAAAGUUAUGGCAACAUCUGGAGUAGCAGCAAUUAGGUGCAUCAUCCGUCACACUCAUGUUCCAAGGUUGAUUCCCUUAAUAACUAGCAAUUGUACUUCAAAGUCAGUGGCUGUGAGGCGACGCUGUUAUGAAUUUUUAGAUUUGUUGCUGCAGGAGUGGCAAACACAUUCCUUGGAAAGACAUGUGACUGUUCUGGUGGAGACUAUCAAGAAAGGCAUUUCGGACGCUGAUGCAGAAGCAAGACAGGAAGCUAGAAAAACUUAUUGGAGUCUUCGAAACCAUUUUCCUGCAGAAGCUGAUGCAUUGUACAACUCAUUGGAGCCUUCUUAUCAAAAAAGUUUUCAGGCUCACCUGAAGAGUUCCACUAGUGCUGCAUCUCUUCCUCAUUCGGAUCGGUCUUCUUCCAGCUCACAAGAGAGCCUUAACCGUGCCUUUCCUGCUAAAUGGUCAGUCGCAGGUGGAAGUACAUCAAGAGUCCCAAGCAGCAAGUCUACAGCUACCCCUGGUGGUUUGCAGCGUUCCAGAAGUGACAUAGAUGUGAAUGCUGCUGCAUCUGCAAAAUCACGCCAUGCCGCAGGACAUGCAGCAACAAGCCGUUUAACUGCAUCGAAUGUUCCAUCAGGAGCUUAUGCUUCACUUGGUCGUAUCCGUAACAGGCAGUUACUCUCAGGAACUGCCACUGGUGCUGGUGAUGCUGCUGAUUCUAGAGGACGAAGUCGUACAAAAAUGGUGUCUCAGUCUCAACCCGCCAGUCGCUCUGGUUCUCCCGGAAGAGUAUUGAGUAGUACAGCACUUUCAACAGUGAACAUUGGAACUCAGCGAGUCAUGCCCACAGGAGCUCCAGGGCAAAAACGCAGCAAAAUACCACGUAGUCAAGGAUGCAGCAGAGAAGCGAGCCCGUCUCGAUUGACUUUAGUUCGAGGCAGCCGUAUCCCUCGACCUAGUGUGAGUCAGGGCUGCAGCAGAGACACCAGCCGUGAAAGCAGCAGGGAUACCAGUCCUGUUCGAUCCUUUACUCCACUUGCCUCCAGACAUCACUCCAGAUCAACUGGUGCUCUCUAUACCUCAGAAACAUACUCAGCUACAGGUGAAAAUUCGGCAGGGUCUGAUCGCUAUGGGUUUAAUCAGUCCAGUAGACUGUCUGCAUCAGUGAGUGCCAUGCGAGUCCUCAACACAGGAUCUGAUGUAGAGGAAGCUGUUGCAGAUGCUUUGAAAAAGCCAGCAAGGAGAAGAUAUGAAUCAUACGGCAUAUAUUCUGAUGAUGAUGCCAACAGCGAUGCAUCCAGUGUCUGCUCUGAGCGUUCCUACAGUUCUCGAAAUGGCAGCAUCCCUACAUAUAUGCGACAGACUGAAGAUGUAGCUGAGGUCCUUAACCGCUGUGCAAGCACCAAUUUUUCAGAAAGGAAAGAGGGUCUUCUGGGCUUGCAAAAUUUGCUGAAAAACCAACGGACAUUGAGUCGUGUUGAAUUGAAAAGGUUGUGUGAAAUUUUCACAAGGAUGUUUGCGGAUCCUCAUAGCAAGGUUUUCAGUAUGUUUUUGGAAACACUGGUCGACUUUAUUCAUGUUCAUAAGGAAGACCUUCAAGACUGGCUGUUUGUUUUAUUAACUCAACUAUUGAAGAAAAUGGGUGCUGAUUUGCUUGGUUCUGUACAGGCAAAGGUACAGAAAGCACUUGAUAUUGCAAGAGAGUCUUUCCCAAAUGACCUGCAGUUCAGUAUUUUAAUGAGAUUCACUGUUGAUCAGACACAGACUCCAAACUUGAAGGUUAAAGUUGCCAUUUUGAAGUACAUCGAAACAUUGACUCUACAGAUGGAUCCUGCAGAUUUUGUAAAUUCCAGUGAAACCCGUUUAGCAGUAUCAAGGAUCAUCACGUGGACAACUGAGCCAAAGAGCUCUGAUGUUAGAAAGGCAGCUCAAGCAGUUUUAAUAUGUCUGUUCCAACUCAACACUCCAGAGUUCAGCAUGUUGCUUGGAGCUCUACCAAAAACAUUCCAGGAUGGAGCCACCAAACUUCUUCAAACCCAUCUUCGUAGUUUAGCCAGCACUACCCAGCAGGGGUCUGGCAACAGUUCUAUAACACGAAGCACACCACGUUCACCUGCAGGUUGGACCAGCCCCCUCACUUCACCAACGAACACAACUCAGAAUACUCUACCACCAAGUGCAUUCAGCUAUGAUGCAGAGAACAUGAAUUCCGAAGAAAUAUACUGCUCUCUUCGGGGAAUGACUGAAGCAAUCCAGAAUUUUAGUCUCCUUAGUCAAGAGGAAAUGAAUGAACCUUUGAGACGGGAUGCUAAAAAAGACGAGGAUGGGGAACUGGCCAUUGGUGGAGUUAGCGAUAUUCGGGGAGGCGGUGAUGCCACUGACUCAGGGCGAACUGCUAUGGACAAUAAAACAUUACUGGUGAACACCACACCCCAACGUAGUAGCUCACGAUCACGUGAUUAUAAUCCUUAUAAUUAUUCUGAUAGCAGUUCUGUCAAUAAGUCUGCCUUAAAGGAAGCCAUGUUUGAUGAUGAUGCUGAACAAUUUCCUGAUGAUUCUUCCUUGGACCAGUCUGAUUUGGUUGCCGAGCUGCUAAAGGAACUUUCUAAUCAUAAUGAAAGAAUAGAAGAACGUAAAGCAGCGAUGUAUGAACUCCUGAAAUCAAUUCAGGAAGAGUCACUAGGAGUAUGGGAUGAACAUUUCAAAACUGUUUUGCUGCUGCUUCUGGAGACACUUGGAGAUAGGGAGCAUACAAUCAGAGCAUUGGCACUGCGAGUUUUAAAAGAGAUUUUAAAGCACCAGCCGGAAAGAUUCAAAAAUUAUGCAGAACUUACUAUCAUAAGGACAUUGGAAGCUCACAAAGAUCCUCAAAAAGAGGUCGUAAGAGCUGCUGAAGAAGCUGCUACAGCCCUGGCUAUAUCCAUCAACCCUGAACAGUGUAUUAAGGUGCUUUGUCCUAUUAUCCAGACCGCGGAAUGUCCAAUCAAUCUGGCAGCCAUUAAGAUGCAAACCAAGAUCAUAGAGAGAGUCCAUAAAGAGACUCUGAAUCAAUUGUUGCCUGAAAUUAUUCCUGGUCUGUUAAUGGGUUAUGACAACACAGAGAGCAGUGUUCGGAAAGCCAGUGUAUUUUGCCUUGUAGCCAUCUAUUCAGUUAUUGGUGAAGAUCUUAAACCCCACCUUGGUCAACUUACUGGUAGCAAGAUGAAAUUGUUAAACUUGUACAUUAAACGUGCACAAACUGGCUCCAGCACAAGUGGCUCAGCGUCAGAUCUCACUGGUCAAAGCUAGAAAUAGCAGCUUUUUAAAAUGGGUCUAAUGGGGACAGAACAACCAGUUUUUCAAGACUCUUCUUUGGAACUUGAUACAUCACAGCUGUAUACAACAAAUGACUUUCCUCAGCCUGCAUGUGACUGUUGCACCAGAAUUUAUUCCAGAUCAGAGGAAACAGUAUUAGUCAAUUCAGAUAAAACUCAAAUCAAUUCUUCUCAUUCAGACUCCUGUGUUUCUUCUAAUUAAUGUUUACCAGUGUUACAGUUAUAUAAAUAAA
Messenger RNA from Hemiscyllium ocellatum (epaulette shark), 5174 nucleotides. RefSeq names its product cytoplasmic linker associated protein 2 (gene clasp2). The record is from RefSeq and is a predicted model, not a curated record. NCBI's taxonomy places the organism in Eukaryota, Metazoa, Chordata, Chondrichthyes, Orectolobiformes, Hemiscylliidae. Gene Ontology annotation, molecular function: microtubule binding. The transcript is spliced from 37 exons. Bases 386 to 4915 code for a protein of 1509 amino acids. Gene Ontology annotation, cellular component: microtubule organizing center; spindle microtubule; cytoplasmic microtubule. Gene Ontology annotation, biological process: mitotic spindle assembly.